This is a messenger RNA of Dentiscutata heterogama, 360 nucleotides long. NCBI's taxonomy places the organism in Eukaryota, Fungi, Glomeromycota, Glomeromycetes, Diversisporales, Gigasporaceae. The record is from the annotation of a GenBank genome assembly.
AUGGCUAGUGCUCUACCUCAAGCCCUUCAAAAUAAUCAGAUACGAGAAAUGAAUGUAAGAAAUCAAGAUCUAGUGGCAUGGUUGAAAUCAGUUAGCCAUGCAUUUGAAGCAAAUAACAUUCAAGGUAAUCGUCAAAUAGCAGUGGUAGGUACAUAUUUAAUAGAAAUGACUGGGAAACUAGAAACACCAAAAAGUAGAGAAACUAUUGAUCAAUAUAUAUUAGAAAUGGUGGCCUUAUUUAGAUGGAUUAAAAUAGUGAGAAACCUGUAUUCUGAAGCAAUGAAGGCCCAAAUUUUUGUAAAGAGUUUACAACCUGAUCUGGAACUUGCAGUAGGAUUAUUUAUGCCAGAGACUUUGUAG